ACAGCUAUCAUAAUCCAUCGCCAAUCAACCAUCCACAACUCCCACAACAAUGUCCGAUCAAACCCCUCCCUCAGCAACCCCGCCCCCCGUGCCAUCAGACGCCCCCAAAAUACCCUCUUCAAGCUCAACCGACGACCUACCGGUGGCCCUAUCCGCCUCACUGGUCCUAACCUCCCUCCCGCGCGACGGCAAGAUCGCGCUGGACAAAGCCCUGCACCCACGCCCCACGAAGGUCAACAUCCGCUUCAAGCCCAUCGGCUCGGCCCCUGCUCUCGACAAGGCCGUGUACAAGAUCAAGACCAGCCAGCGGUUCGAGAACGUGGUCAAGUUCCUCCGCGACAGCUUAGGGCUGAAGAACUCGGAGGGUAUUUUUCUGUACGUCAAUUCAACGUUCGCGCCAGGGGGGGAUGAGAAUGUGGGGAAUCUGUGGAAUGUGAGUUUUUUUUAGUUUUGCUUUCCCCAUUUUGAUCGGGGAUGGGAUGGGAUGGGGCUGAUGUGAGUGCCUGUAGUGUUUUCGGGUGGACGACCAAUUGAUCGUUUCGUAUGCUAUGAAUGCAGCUUUUGGGUGAUUGGCAUGGGUAUUAUGGGUUGUGGGUGGGAUGGGGUUGGUUAGAUAAAGUUGUUGAACUCCGAUC
Molecule: messenger RNA, 635 nt
Organism: Tuber aestivum (summer truffle)
Lineage: Eukaryota; Fungi; Ascomycota; Pezizomycetes; Pezizales; Tuberaceae
Source: the annotation of a GenBank genome assembly